AUGGAUUCAAAUGCACGUAUCGCGCGGGUAGUAGGCCUGCUCACUGUCAUUCUGUCCUUCAGUCAUUUCCAACCUGCCUUCGCCCUUCGAGUGCUAAGCAAUCCCGCAGCAGCCCAUGCCAGUGCUGAUAGCGAAGCUUCUCUAGCGGGAGCUUCAGCCGCUACUGCCUCUGAAGUGGGAACAAGCGGUCCAGAGGCAGCGAGCGUGAUGCAGAGCGGUGCAGCGGACCCGUGCACGCUGUGGACUCCAUUUGAACAAGCGUUUCUGUUGACUUUGAGCAGAGAGAGUGACGUGGAAGAUCUUCGGUCCGUGGUCAACGGAGUCAACAACCACUACGUGUACAAAGACACAGCCGUUGACUCGCCCGACCAGACGAACCUUCCCAGCAGCGUCGACAUCGUCGCGGAGUUGACGGCCAUUCUGCAGCGCGCCGAGCGGGGCGAAUACGAACGGCUGAUGGACGCCCACGUGGACACGUUCAACGCGAUCAACGGUCUCAACGACGGCCACACGAUGUUUCAGUCGAGAUGCUUCUUCAGCAUGGUCACCUUCCUCCUGCCGCUCCCGCUUUUCGCGGUCGUGGAGGACGGCCAGCAGAUCGUUCGCGUCGCCACGCGCCGAUACCUGUCGUUAUUCAAAGGGAUCGAGGAGGACGCGAAGAAGCUCUGGGGUUUCGAUCUUUCCGCCUACGAGUUACAACAGGUACAAGCCAUAGAGGGCCAGCCAGCAGUGGAGUACAUAAAGAAGUGGGCGGACAAGCACGGCGGAAUGGUGCGCAACCCCAGUGCGCGCUUCAACAUGAUGUUUGCGGGGCUCGACGCAGAAGGGGCCGCCAGCUUGGGACAGCACGCGGGGGAGUUUGUUGUGCGGGAGCUGGUUCCAGAGAGAGACACGCUGCAGGUGUCCAUUCUGAGAGGGGGGGCAGCGGAGAACGUGAGUGUGCCAUGGAUAGCUGUCUCGCGCUCAAAGCCCUUCAACGACUCGCACUCCUACUGGACCCUCAACUGCGCCAAGCACAGCGACAGCUGUCCAGGCAACGCUGCAAGGAACGGCAGCAGCGGCAGCAGUGGUAGUGGUAGCAGCAGCGAGGAGGCGCCGCCUCCUAUGUUAGAGCUUGAUGUGCUGAGAAUGCGACCCCAGUACCAGCAAUACCAGCAGCCCCACAGGCGCCAGCAGCAGCAGCCACAGGAGAAGCAGGAGCGCAAGGAAGAAGCAGGGCCGUCAAGCAGUGAUGUGCAGAGCAGUGACAAGGUUGCACCCAGGAUACUGGCUGGCGGGGAUGGGGCAGCGAUCACCAUGGAGAAGGUGUCUGCUGACGAUGCCUACUACCUGGUGUAUCUGGUGAGCAACCGCACGGCAGUGAUCGUGCUGCACACGUUCUCCGUGGACAGGACCACGCAAAGCAAGCUCGCAGUCACCAGGCCUGGCCUGGAUCCCCUUGCAUACCUCAUUGGGGAGAUUUUCAAAGCCAUGUAUGCUGCCAGGAGCACCAAUUGCACGGAGGUUAUAUUCGACGUGCGCGAUAACGGCGGCGGGGUCACCGUGAUGGCCUCAGUCACAGCCGUCGCGCUUCUCGGCACGCGCAACGUGCCUCUAGCGAACGCAACCCUACCCAUGGACUUCAUUAUAGGCACAAACUUCACCUGGAGCCUUGUGGCGGAUCAGGCCAUUCCUAAGUACGCCGCGAAUCGCUAUAGUCAUCCCAGCGACGGCGCGUCGCUCCUCUUGUCUUCUCAAGACUACAAGCCUCUGCAUAACGUCUCCUUCUCAACCGCUGGCCGCGCCGGCACCUAUACAGCGAAUUUCAAGUCGAAUUUCGAUAAACUCUACGGCGCAUUGGCGGAGCUUCCCGGGUCGGCGGAGCCGUUUUUCGGCGCGCGGCCGUUUCUGUUUCUCGCAGACGGCGACUGCUUUUCCACGUGCGCCAUCCUCACGCACAUGCUGGGUAAACGCUACAAAGUACCCAUGGUAACCGUGGGUGGUUUCCUCAACCAGCCCGUGUCCGUGAGCGCGUCGUGCCUGGGCUACACGAUGCAAUCGUUAAACUGCGACGUCUCGGUUCCGUUAAGCCGCACGAGCCACGCCAACGACCCGCACGCGUCGAAACCGUUUAAGACGAACAUAGAUGUUUCCAUGGCGUUUACUAACGGGUACGUGGACUCGGGCGUUCCCAGGGAGAGUGACGUGGAAGAUCUUCGGUCCGUGGUCAACGGAGUCAACAACCACUACGUCUACAACGACACUGCCGUUGACUCGCCCGACCAGACGAACCUUCCCAGCAGCGUCGACAUCGUCGCGAAGCUGACGGCCAUUCUGCAGCGCGCCGAGCAGGGCGAAUACGAACGGCUGAUGGACGCCCACGUGGACACGUUCAACGCGAUCAACGGCCUGAACGGAGCAAGCAGCAGCAGCAACGGCAACGGCGGCGGCGGCGGCGGCGGCGGCAGCGGCAGAGAGAGGGAGUUGCGGGAGGCGCUUCCUGUGUUCCAGCGUGAUGCGCUGAGGAGACGCCUCCAGUACCGGCCACACCAGCAGCCCCACAUGCGGCAGUUGCAGGAGCAGCAGGCGCAGGGGCAAGAGGCGGAGGGGCAAGAGGCGGAGGGGCAAGAGACGCAGGGGCAAGAGGCGGAUGGGCAAGAGGCGGAUGGGCAAGAGAUGGCGGGGGAAGAGACAGCGGGGCAGCAGGCGCAGGGGCAAGAGGCGGAGGGGCAAGAGACGCAGGGGCAAGAGGGGGAGGGGCAAGAGACGCAGGGGCAAGAGGGGGAGGAUCAACAGGGGGAGAGUCAACAGGGGGAGGAUCAAGAGAGGGGGGAUCAAGAGGGGGAGGAUCAACAGGGGAACGGGGAAGAGACGCAGGGGCAAGAGGGGGAGGGGCAAGAGACGCAGGGGCAAGAGGGGGAGGAUCAACAGGGGGAGAAUCAACAGGGGGAGGAUCAAGAGGGGGGGGAUCAAGAGGGGAAGGAUCAACAGGGGAACGGGGAAGAGACGCAGGGGCAAGAGGGGGAGGGGCAAGAGACGCAGGGGCAAGAGGGGGAGGAUCAACAGGGGGAGAAUCAACAGGGGGAGGAUCAACAGGGGGAGGAUCAAGAGGGGGGGGAUCAAGAGGGGGAGGAUCAACAGGGGAACGGGGAAGAGACGCAGGGGCAAGAGGGGGAGGGGCAAGAGACGCAGGGGCAAGAGACGCAGGGGCAAGAGACGCAGGGGCAAGAGACGCAGGGGCAUGAGGUGGAGGGGGAAGAGACGGCGGGACAGCAGGCGCAGGGGCAGCAGACGCAGGGGCAAGAGGUGGAGGGGCAAGAGGCGGGUGGGGAAGAGACGGGUGGGGAAGAGGCGGGUGGGGAAGAGACGGGUGGGGAAGAGGCGGGUGGGGAAGAGGCGGGUGGGGAAGAGGCGGGUGGGGAAGAGGCAGGUGUGGAAGAUGGGGUUGGAGAAGACUCGGGUGGGGAAGAGACGGAUGGGCAAGGGGCGCCGGUGGAGUUGGAGUUGGCCCGGCGAAGGAGGUGUGGGAACAGAGGGAUGCGCGGCAUUGUUGGCGCCAGCAGUGCUGCUGCUGCUGCUGCUGCUGCUGCUGCUGCUGCUGCUGCUGCUGCUGCUGCUGCUGCUGCUGCUGCUGCUGCUGCUGCUGCUGCUGCUGCUGCUGCUGCUGCUGCUGCUGCUGCUGCUGCUGCUGCUGCUGCUGCUGCUGCUGCUGCUGCUGCUGCUGCUGCUGCUGCUGCUGCUGCUGCUGCUGCUGCUGCUGCUGCUGCUGCUGCUGCUGGUGUUGCUGCUGCUGCUGCAGGCGUGAGGAGGGGAGGUGGAGGGUGCGUGCGCGUCACCCUUGCAGAUGGGGCAGAGGGGCUGCUUGGUGGUUAG
Molecule: messenger RNA, 3852 nt
Organism: Closterium sp. Naga37s-1
Lineage: Eukaryota; Viridiplantae; Streptophyta; Zygnematophyceae; Desmidiales; Closteriaceae
Source: the annotation of a GenBank genome assembly